Messenger RNA from Trachemys scripta elegans, 1374 nucleotides. It is a transcript of the gene LSMEM1, whose product is annotated as leucine rich single-pass membrane protein 1. The record is from RefSeq and is a predicted model, not a curated record. The coding region runs from base 240 to 719 and encodes 159 amino acids. NCBI's taxonomy places the organism in Eukaryota, Metazoa, Chordata, Testudines, Emydidae. The transcript has 5 exons.
GUUUCAUAGCUAUGUUUAUGGGUCCUGUGGGAGUUUACAGGGUCUAAAAGUGAGGGGGGAAACUACAAAGCAAGUUUUCUUCUCAUACUUGGUACUGGAUGACUUCUUCCAUCCUGAAUUUUUAGCUGAAUAUUGUUAAAUUUAACUGCUCAGAAUGAAAAAAGAAAAAGGAGCUGUACUCAUUUUCAUGUCAUUUCCCCUCAUUUGAAUAAAGACUUUACUCUUUCUGUCCAGGUACAAUGGAGAGUUCUUCUCUGGAAAUUGACUUACUUGAUACCAAUGAAGAAGGAAAACUUUAUGUGGUUGAUUCCUUAAACAACCUAAACAAACUGCAUCUAUGUUCCGAUGGAUCUCAACACCUGUUAACCCAGGAAGAAGAGAACACUGGCGGUUUGAUGACAUGGAGCAGCAUAAGUUGCCAACAUUUAUUCUUCGUCACACUGAUCAUUAUUUUGAUUGUCAGUUUGGCGCUUGUUUCAUUUGUAAUAUUCUUAACAAUUCACACUGGCAACAAGAUGGAUGAAGUGACAAGCAGACUAGCAUUUGAAAGGAAGAACACAGAAGAUCUUAAGAAUAUAAACAAUAUGAUAUUAAAGCAUCUAAACCAAUCAGGAAUUAUGGAGAAGGAAGAAAAUCUCUUCACAGGUCAAACACCAUCCACUCCUUAUCUUCGUAACUAUUUAUUUCCCCGUUCAAAGCUGGAAGCAACCAUGCAGUAGAUCCCCUGUGCAAUGAAAACUAUUCUCUCAGUCUAUUCAUUUGCUUUCAACUGUACUCCCAUGUAACCAGGUAGGUUAUUUAAUUAUUCAGAUUUAGCAGGUGCCAUAACACUUGAAAAGCAACCUGAAGAGAACGGAGCUAUAACACUGCACAGAUUUACAUCCACCUAGCUUGAAUAUAUGGAUGAUACACCAUGUUUAGCUCUGGCAUUUGACUCUGAAAUGCUUCACUGUGUCUCCAUUCCUGCAAAUAGCUCAAUGUGAGCAAAGCAUCUUGCAGGAUCUGGGCCCAAAUUUCUAAUAGCUUCUAAAUUUAAAACAGAAAACAGUAUCUGAUCCUGGUUUAUAUGUGUAAAGUUCUGCAGGAUUGGGCAAUUAGGCUUGGCUCCUGGAAUUUACAAUGAAUGGGGUGGACUGUCAAUGGGUCUCCAUGCAUAGGCGCCAACUCCGUGGGUGCUCCAGGGCUGGAGCACCCACGGAAAAAAAUUGGUGGGUGCUCAGCACCCACCGUUAGCUCUGCCCCACAGCCCCAGCUCACCUCCGCUUCCACCUCCUCCGCGAGCACACUGCCGCGUCCUGCUUCUCCCCCCUCCUCCCAGUGCUUGCGCUGUGAAAAAGCUGAUUUGCUGGUCAGGGAGUGAGGGAGGAGAGGGAA